This is a messenger RNA of Pseudogymnoascus verrucosus, 1297 nucleotides long. RefSeq lists its product as uncharacterized. The transcript is spliced from 5 exons. The coding region runs from base 358 to 1140 and encodes 260 amino acids. The record is from RefSeq and is a predicted model, not a curated record. Lineage: Eukaryota; Fungi; Ascomycota; Leotiomycetes; Thelebolales; Thelebolaceae. Gene Ontology annotation, molecular function: peroxidase activity.
CCGCAACUAUGCAAGGUUCGCGACUCCAUGAUUCCACGACGACGUCUCGUGAAAAUGCUGUGGUGCAUUAGUUAUGUCCGGCGUUCAAUUGGCUGCUGGGACCAUAUCGGGAUGCAUGGUUGAUGACGGAGCGAAACAAAAGAGUGAUCUGCGUGCGACGGCGACGAGAUCACUCCGCCGAGAAUUAUAUUGCUGUGCUUGCCUUAAGCAAGGUAGUUGCUCCGGCAGCUAAAUGCCGGGGGGGCUAUAGAUGUAAGGGACGGACGGCGCUGCGGAUGCUGUCUAGUACUGUAUAUAUCUAUCUAGUCCUGCACUUCGUUGAAUUGCCCACCCACCCGUCUAUACGAAUAAGUCAAGAUGAAGCUCACUAUCCUUUCCACCACACUGGCAGUAGGCGUUGCCUACGGGCAAGGCUCCAACUCCGGCUGGGAGCCCGCUGGGCCAGAUGACUUCCGCGGGCCCUGCCCUAUGAUGAACACCUUGGCCAACCAUGGCUUCCUCCCUCACGAUGGCAGGAACAUCACCAAGGCAAAUGCGGUUCACGCUUUGUCUGCGGGACUCAACUUCGACCCAGCUCUUGCGAGCUUGAUGUGGGAUCAGGCUAUCAUUGCUAACCCGGAGCCUAAUGCUACUUUCUUCACCCUGGACAACCUCAACCGCCACAAUGUCUUGGAGCACGAUGCAAGCUUGAGCCGCGUAGACGCCUUCUUCGGCAACAACCACGCCUUCGACCAAGCGACCUUCGACGAGACACGAGUCUGGUGGACCGGUCCCGUCCUCGACGCCAACAUGCUCGCCAACGGCAAGCUCGCCCGCCAACUCGCCUCCAAGGCCAAGAACCCCGAGUACACCUUCACUGCGAAUACUGAGCAAUUCAGUCUCGGCGAGGUCGGUGCGCCUAUCAUCGUUUUUGGGGAUCUCGAAUCUGCUACGGUCGAGAAGAACCUGAUUGAUUUCUUCUUUGAGAACGAGCGUCUUCCAGUUGAGCUGGGAUGGACUAAGAAGGAGAAUCCUGUGACUCUUGAGGAUAUCAUGAGGAUUACGGGGAUUGUUGGUGAGGCUACGAAUCUCUUGACUACACCUAAGGAGGCUCCGGCGGCUAGACGUCGUCGGGACUUGCAUUCUGGACGUGGGCUUUAGAUGUAGCAAGGGCGUAAACUUCGAAAUCAAAGUAGAGACUUGAUAUCGCUAUGUUCUGGGAAAUAGGCAUGAGAAUCUAAACUCUUGAUGGUAUAAAUUGUAAAUUGCCCAUGUUACUAUAUGUGGCACUAUUUAUAACGUUUCGUUUAAGAUAGAG